GUCGAUUGCCGAGUCAUGGAUAGGUGUUGUUUAACACGCACGCAACAAGGACAACAGUCGUAUCAUCAUGAGUAUACACAGUAGAUGUCAGCGAUGACAGACGCCUCGCUAACUGCAGCCAUGCUGUUUAUGCACAGCUACUGCGAAGUCAAUUCCUCCAUCUCCCACACAUGGGUGGAUGAAGGCAUCUCCCCCUGCUUCUACUUCACACUGGUCCCCACCAUCCUGCUCACCAUCGCCUUCUUCCUCGGCACCAUCCACUGCAUAUUCUACCAGAAAUAUGGCACAUCAAUGGAACCCAAGUUUAUUCCACGCUCCCGCCUCUACGGUUUCCAGCAGGCCGUCUCCGUCCUUCUGCUGGCCCAGUUUCUGGGUGCGAUGGUGUGGCGGGCUGCCAGCGGAGGAGAGCUCCCAGGCUAUGUAGUGUUGUAUGGCUGCUUCUCUGCGGCGGGCUGGGCUUGGGCUAUAGCCCUGCUCAGGGUGGAGAGACGUAGGGCCCUGCUGAUGGACCGGACAAGGGGCCACAGCGUGGCCCUGCUGCUGUUCUGGGCUGUGGCUUUCUCAGCUGAGAACUUGGCCUUCAUCUCCUGGUAUAGUCCUCACUGGUGGUGGGGCCUGGAGAACAAUCAACAACAGGUGCAGUUUGCCCUGUGGCUGAUGCGCUACAUUAGCACCGGGCUGCUCUUCUUCAUUGGUCUCAAAGCCCCAGGGUUGCCACGGAAACCAUACAUGCUACUGAUAAACGAAGAUGAGCGGGACGUAGAGAACAGCAGACAGAGCCUUCUGGGCGGAACCGAAGAGAACCAGUCGACCUGGCAGGGUUUCAGGAAGAAAGUCCGCAUGCUUGUUCCCUACUUGUGGCCCCGAGGCAACUGGUUCCUGCAGCUACUGGUCAUCUUCUGUUUGACCCUGCUGGGAUUCGAGAGAGUUAUUAACGUCUUUGUACCCAUUUACUACAAGAAUAUUGUGAACGACCUGACUAAUGGCAGCACUUGGUCCACGCUGGCUACUACAGUGUGUAUUUAUGUCCUGCUCAAGUUCUUGCAGGGUGGCGGUGCAGGCUCCUCAGGUUUUGUGAGUAACUUGCGCUCUUUCCUGUGGAUCCGGGUGCAGCAGUUCACCAACUGCGUGGUUCAAGUGCGUCUGUUCGGCCACUUGCACUCCCUCUCCCUUCGCUGGCAUCUGAGCCGCAAGACCGGCGAUGUGCUGAGAAGCAUCGACCGCGGCACGUCCUCCAUUAACAGCCUGCUCAGCUACAUAGUGUUCAGCAUCUUCCCAACCAUCGCCGAUAUUGUCAUUUCUAUCAUCUACUUCAUCACUAAUUUCAAUGCCUGGUUCGGCCUCAUCAUCUUCGUCUGCAUGGCCCUGUACCUCACUCUGACCAUCAUCAUCACCGAGUGGAGAACAAAGUACAGACGAGACAUGAAUCUGCAGGACAACAAUGCCAAGUCCAAGGCGGUGGACUCCUUGUUAAACUUUGAGACGGUGAAAUACUACAAUGCAGAGAGCUAUGAGGUCAGCCGCUUCCAGGAUGCCAUCUUGAAAUAUCAGGUGUCGGAGUGGAAGACCCAGGCGUCCCUGGCCUUCCUCAACCAAACGCAGAACCUCAUCAUCGGCUCAGGCCUGCUGGCCGGCUCCCUGCUCUGUGCCUACUUUGUGACUGAAGGAAAGUUUCAGGUUGGAGAUUUUGUUCUCUUCGGUACGUACAUCAUCCAGUUGUACACCCCCCUCAACUGGUUUGGAACCUACUACAGAAUGAUCCAGAAUUCUUUCAUUGACAUGGAGAGCAUGUUCAAACUUUUCGAAGAGGAUGAAGAGGUGAAGGAUGAAGUAAAUGCAGGAAGUCUUGUCUACAAAGUGGGAAAAGUGGAGUUUGAGAACGUUUACUUCAGCUACAUAAAUGGCAAAGAGAUUCUCCGGGAUGUUUCCUUCACUGUACUUCCCGGACAGACGGUUGCCCUGGUGGGACCAUCCGGCUCUGGGAAGAGCACCAUCAUUCGACUCAUCUUCCGUUUCUACGACGUUCAUGGAGGCAGCAUCAGCAUCGAUGGGCAGGACAUAUCAAAAGUGAAGCAGGAAUCUCUGCGAGCUCACAUCGGCGUGGUUCCCCAGGAUACUGUGCUUUUCAACGACACCAUCCAGAAUAACAUCCGCUACGGCCGCAUCACUGCAAGUGACCAGGAGGUGGAGGAGGCAGCUGCAGCUGCUGAUAUACAUGAUAAAAUCAUAGGCUUCCCUGAAGGUUAUGAUACGCAGGUGGGUGAAAGAGGUCUGAAGCUGAGUGGAGGAGAGAAGCAGAGGGUGGCUAUUGCAAGAACUAUCCUCAAAGCACCAGAGAUCAUCCUGCUGGAUGAGGCCACGUCUGCACUCGACACACAGACCGAACGCAACAUCCAGGCGUCAUUGGCUAAAGUCUGUGCCAACCGCACAACAGUUGUUGUAGCUCACCGGUUGUCGACUGUAAUUGGAGCAGACCAGAUUCUGGUCAUCAGGGAUGGCCGGAUUGCUGAGCGAGGGCGACAUGAGGAAUUGCUCGUCAAGGGAGGCGUGUACGCUGACAUGUGGAUGAAACAGCAGCAGGCCCAGGACUUGGAUUCCUUGUCAGACACAGAAGCCAAAGACCUCUCGUCUGAGAAACUACAGCCGGCAUCAACGUCUUCAGACCACCACGGCCACUGAUUGUAACCUUUUGCUUAAUUUUACAAGAGAACGCUACUUUUUUUUUAGUCAAACUGAAUGUGCGAAGGAAGGUUAUGGAGAAAAUAGAAGGUGCCUUAACCAAACGGAGGAUGCAAAAACAAUCUGGUCGUGUCUAAAUUUACCAAAAGACGUGUAUAUAUAUAUAUAUAUAGGUGUUGGUUGGCCAAGGUUUUUAUGUCGGGAUGGGGGGGAAAAAAAGAUACAAUUAUUACUACAUCCUAAACUCAGACAUCUGUCCUUUUUUAAUUAUUAUUUCAAACCUUCACUACGAAGCUAAAGAAUGAAAAGUAGUGCAUGUUGUCCUAAGCCUUCAUCAGGGUACGCCAGUAUUUAAGUGUUUAAAAAUGUCCAUUUGUUUUGAGUAUAUUAUUACUUUUUGAAGAACUCCUGCCACUUUUUUUAAUGUUGUCUUUAUUUUUCCUUCGACCCUUGUCUGACAAACAUUUUCUUAAUAAUCUAUGACCUGACGUAAGUUAUUUAAAGAUACAAAGGGAGGGUUGCAAGAAAUAAAGGAGUAAAACUCCCUAAUCACAGCCUCAACACUGCAGCUUGCUGAAUCGAGAGGGUUCAUGAAUCUGUUGUCCACUAAAUAAUUCAUAUGAAUGACAAUGUGUUCAUAUUCGAGCUAUCAGGGAUUUUAUUGAGCUUGCUUGUAUUUAUUUAGUUUUUGGUAGUCGAUUCAUGAGCUCGACUAUUUAACUUGUAAGUAAUACUUUUUUAUUGUGCAUGUGUCUUUAUACUUUUGAUCGCUGAGUUAAAGUGAGGUGUGUCGCUCGUCUGAUCAUUGUGUCUUCGAAAUUGUCAAGGUUUAGUGAAUAAACAAAGAAUAAAGAUAAAAAUUGGCAAUCA
This is a messenger RNA of Cottoperca gobio, 3549 nucleotides long. RefSeq names its product ATP binding cassette subfamily B member 6 (LAN blood group) a (gene abcb6a). Gene Ontology annotation, molecular function: ATP binding; heme binding; ATP hydrolysis activity. Gene Ontology annotation, biological process: transmembrane transport; heme transport. The record is from RefSeq and is a predicted model, not a curated record. NCBI's taxonomy places the organism in Eukaryota, Metazoa, Chordata, Actinopteri, Perciformes, Bovichtidae. Gene Ontology annotation, cellular component: vacuolar membrane.